Capsaspora owczarzaki ATCC 30864 is the source of this 846-nucleotide messenger RNA. RefSeq lists its product as hypothetical. The record is from RefSeq and is a predicted model, not a curated record. Gene Ontology annotation, molecular function: sterol binding. Bases 32 to 526 code for a protein of 164 amino acids. Gene Ontology annotation, biological process: sterol transport. Lineage: Eukaryota; Filasterea; Ministeriida; Capsasporidae. The transcript is spliced from 2 exons.
UAUUUUUUUUUUUUUUUUGUUGUUUUCCAGAAUGAACACCAAGAUUGCCGUUCUUGCGCUCCUUGCCGUCCUCGCCGUCGCUGCCUCUGCCGCCCCCGUGUCGCAGACCAAGUACCUCGAGUACUUUGAGGAUUGGGAUGCUCCCAACCGCCUCGGUGCCUCCUGGACCAGCUGCGGCGGCGCCAACGACAAGUUCAAGAUCUCGUCCGUCGUUGUCACCCCCGAGCCCAUCGUCAAGGGCGGCGACCUCAAGGUCACCUUCAACGGCGUUCUUGCCUCGAACGUCACUGCCGGCGAGAUGAACCUCUCCAUGAAGUGGGGCUUCCUCACCGUCCUCACCCAGACUGUCGACGUUUGCACUGUUGAUCCCACCGCCCCCUGCCCUCUUGCUGCCGGCCAGCUCAGCAUCUCGUCCGUCUCCGCCAUCCCCGCCAGCACCCCCUCUGGCACCUACACUGCCACCAUCAAGGUCACCGACCAGACCAAGACCCAGAUCUCCUGCGUCACCCUCAACCUCUCCAUCUAAGCGAGUUGCGUGAGGAGCAGUCUUGUUUCGCAUGGUCCAUCUCUUCCUGUUCGUUGUAGCUCUGUGUUUGGUGCAGACCGCAGCUUUUGCGUGUUUUGUGCUAGAGCGAGUGAAGGUGCGCGGCGCUGAGGGUGGGCUCACCAUGUGCUUACUUGCGGUGUCAAUUGUUUGAAGCAUUUUAAAAAAUCGUAGAAAAACCAAAAAGUCACACACACACCUCUAGUCGCUACAAUGAAUGUCUGCUUUGCAGAUAGCUUUUAGACAAAUACUCGUUGUUGGAUGUUAACAUGCACUAACAACAGCACAAAAGCAUUUUCAGG